UCCUCAGUCUCUCCCCACUUGCCUCCUCUUCACUGUACGGACACGUCCUGUGUGGAAAUCUCAACUCAGAUUUUGCUUUCGGUAUCGUUGUACUCUCCUGCAACUAACGGUUUUGUGAAGAUGUUUUCGGCGCAGAAUAAGAUUCGUAAGGAUAAGGAUGCUGAGCCUACUGAAUUCGAGGAGUCUGUGGCACAGGCUCUCUUUGAUUUGGAGAAUACCAAUCAGGAGCUGAAAAGUGAAAUCAAGGAUCUUUUCAUUAAUUCAGCAGUGCAAAUGGAUGUUGCUGGAAAUCAGAAGGCGCUUGUUAUACACGUCCCUUACAGAUUGAGAAAAGCCUACCGCAAGAUUCAUGUUAGGCUUGUGAGAGAGCUUGAGAAAAAGUUUGGUGGGAAGCAUGUAAUCCUAAUUGCCACCCGGAGGAUAAUGAGGCCUCCAAAGAAGGGAUCUGCUGUUCAACGUCCACGCACCCGCACGCUGACUGCCGUGCAUGAGGCAAUACUUGAGGAUGUUGUGUUACCCGCUGAGAUUGUUGGGAAGCGCGUUAGAUACCGAAUUGAUGGAUCCAAAAUAAUGAAGGUUUUCUUGGACUCAAAGGAGAAAAACGACGCAGAGAAUAAGCUGGCGACCUUCUCUGCAGUUUACAAGAAACUAACUGGAAAAGAUGUUGUCUUUGAGUUCCCUGCAACAGAUGUAUAGACUGAGUAAGCAUUCAAUAGCAUCUUUUGAUGUCUGAUCGCUUGGAACUCUUCAUUGUGCACUGAAAAUGUUGACAUUGCUGCGUCUCUGUAAUCUUAAGACAAAUUUUUAUUCUUCAAUGGGAUUGAACGUUGGAUGCCAUUUUCUCGUCAUGUUCAAGUUUUCUUGAGAAACAUGAAUAUGAAGUAUAUUGCGUUCGGUUUUGUUAGA
Tripterygium wilfordii is the source of this 906-nucleotide messenger RNA. Its product is annotated as 40S ribosomal protein S7-like. The transcript is spliced from 6 exons. The record is from RefSeq and is a predicted model, not a curated record. NCBI's taxonomy places the organism in Eukaryota, Viridiplantae, Streptophyta, Magnoliopsida, Celastrales, Celastraceae. Gene Ontology annotation, cellular component: 90S preribosome; cytosolic small ribosomal subunit; ribosome. Gene Ontology annotation, molecular function: structural constituent of ribosome. The coding region runs from base 121 to 696 and encodes 191 amino acids. Gene Ontology annotation, biological process: translation; ribosomal small subunit biogenesis; rRNA processing.